Messenger RNA from Synchiropus splendidus (mandarinfish), 4678 nucleotides. RefSeq names its product lysyl oxidase-like 1 (gene loxl1). The record is from RefSeq and is a predicted model, not a curated record. Bases 325 to 1989 code for a protein of 554 amino acids. Gene Ontology annotation, biological process: peptidyl-lysine oxidation. Gene Ontology annotation, molecular function: copper ion binding; protein-lysine 6-oxidase activity. The transcript has 7 exons. Lineage: Eukaryota; Metazoa; Chordata; Actinopteri; Syngnathiformes; Callionymidae.
UUUUCACUGCCCAUUGUAAGCAACGAGGCAAAUACAAGCCUGCAGUCGUCUGCAGAAGAAGACAGGGAGCAAUGCUCAGAGUGGAGUGAGGGGCUCAGCACACCACCAUCAUGCUCACGUAGGACGACUGCCAGCAUCACCCUGGAUCACCGGAGCCUGCGUUCUUUUUCCACAGAGGGCUUCUUCUCUCCUUCACUUUCACACAAAAGCAGUACCUGAGGAAAGUGGAUCCAGAUGUGGCACUGACAGAGCAACAGAUGGUUUGAAUUUUGGGGGACCUGAAGAGGACAUUUAACGAGGAGCCGUGACAUAUUAGGAGCCAGUAUGACGCCGAACAUUUUGGCAUGUUUGCUGUUAGUCCUGCUGGGCUCCGGACAGGCUCAGGUCGCGACGCAGACACGGGAGCAGAGUCGAAGGCAGAGUCCCGAUCGAUCGACCAACCCGUGGCGGCAGGUGAUCCAGUGGGAGAACAAUGGACGUGUGUUCAGUAUGCUCAACAGCGGAGCCGAGUAUGUCCCUGCUGGGGCCACCACCCAGGAUGGGGGUCACCAAGUGGUUGUGGCUGGCAGUCCUGUCCAGCGCUCGGCACGUCGACCCCAGGGAGGGAAUGUCCGCCGACAGGCACCUUCCCGAGGCUCUUCGGAGACUGUGCGAGGCCAAGCCCGGCACCCGUUUGGCUUCGGUCAAGUACCAGAUAACUGGAGACAAGCCUCAGGCACGGCAGGAAGUAGACAAUUCCAGGGUUCCUCAUCUACUAACCGGAGACCAUCAUCAGGCUCUUCCUCAUCGUCCUUUUCUUCUUCAUCCUCUUACAACAUACAGUCCUACCCACAGUACCCGCUUCCCCAACAGCCUCCUUUUCAACCAGUUCCCUAUGAUCCCACAGUUUUGGACGGGCCUCUGAGAAGUUAUGAACCACCCUUCCUGCCUUCACCGGGAGCUUACGGCACUGGUGGGUACGGUGUCGGACAGGGCUACACCGGAGGAGGCUAUGCGGGUGGAGUGGCACCUGUGGCCCCUGGAUACCCCCCAGACCUCUCUGAAGACAGCUAUGGUUACUACCAGCCAUAUGGCUACAGUCCUGCACGUGCCGCUCAGCCCCCUUUCACCGACGGUCUAGACCGUCGAUACACCCACAGUCUCUACAACGGAGAUACAGGUGCCGCCGUCCCAGACCCGAACCCACGUGCGCCGGUGACUGCCGACAGGACAGGACCUGCAGGCCAGCCACCAGUCAGAAGCCCUCAGUAUGAACAGUUUCCUCCGUUCGGGCGACCGCAGCCUCUUCCUCCAAGGAUCUCUCCAAACUCAGCCGUGGAGAACCCUAACGUUAAUGCCAGGAGCGUCUACAAGACGGACCAAAGAGGUAUGCCUGACCUGGUUCCUGAUCCCAACUAUGUCCAAGCUUCAACGUACAUUCAGCGAGCUCACAUGUACUCUCUCCGCUGCGCUGCCGAGGAAAAAUGCUUGUCAAGCUCUGCGUACAGUGCCGAGACCACUGACUACGACGUCCGGGUUCUGUUACGUUUCCCACAGAGGGUGAAAAACCGGGGGACCGCUGACUUCAUGCCGAACAGGCCACAUCAUACCUGGGAGUGGCACAGCUGUCAUCAACACUACCACAGCAUGGACGAGUUCAGCCAUUACGACCUGCUGGAGGUCAGCUCUGGUCGGAAGGUGGCCGAGGGACACAAGGCCAGCUUCUGCCUGGAGGACACCACCUGUGACUUUGGACACCUGAAGCGAUACGCGUGCACCUCCAACACACAGGGUCUGAGCCCGGGCUGCUAUGAUACGUACAACGCUGAUAUCGACUGCCAGUGGAUCGAUAUCACCGACAUCAAGCCUGGAAACUACAUAUUAAAGCUCCAGGUCAAUCCCAAAUUCCUGGUGAUGGAAUCAGAUUUCACCAACAACGUUGUACGGUGUAACAUUCACUACACGGGACGCUUCGUCCGAACAACCAACUGCAAGAUUGCACAGUCCUGAUCAGGUCGGCGAACUGAGAGGGCCGUCGAUUGCUAUUCCAUUAGACUGUGAAUGGAAUCCAUUUGUCGCCAGUGUAGAUGCUGUUCCCUUUUUAAUCUCUGUUGUUCCAAGUGCUGUUUUGGUGGAAAAGAUCCCUCAGCGCUGGCAAGGUUGUGCCAGUUGAUGUAACCAGUUCCGACCCUUUGCGUCUUCCGUGUCUCGCUGCAACACCUCACAUCAAUCCGCUGCCAAAACACGGUCGAGUAAGGAACAUAAUUGGCUCAGAAACAGGUGAUCACAUUAACAAAAACACACAUGGCCCCCGGACAAUAAAGAACACAGCCGCCCAAAAAAAGAAAAAAAAAAUAAUGAACUCAGGAUAUGAGGUUUCGGGAAGGCGAUUUACCAGCAUGGGGACAGGAAGAGAGUGUCAGAGGAGCUAAAUGUUUAAUUUUCAAGUCUUCAAUAUUGCAGAGCUUCACGCUGAGGUCUCUCGUGGCAAAUACUGUCAAAGUUUUUUACUACACUUUUAAAUCGGCUUUUCACUCCUCUCCGUGGCUCAAGUCGACGUACAGUCGAACCUCGGUUUACGGUGGAAUCAGGCAGCGCACAGUGGUGCUCUCUCUCACCCAGACAGAGAGAGAGAGCGCGCGAAUGUUCUGUGUGUCAAUCAUGUCAGAGUCUUUGCUCGGAAUCAGUCCUCAGCCCGAGAAAGUGACAAGUAUUUCCUGGACGUAUCCGUGAUGACUGUUGAAAUGAAGAGGGAAACUCACUGGGUCAUCAGAUUCUGAUCGAGUUCCCAAAAGUUUUUACCAGAACUAAUCCAUUCAUGGGCCCAAAAUCCAUUGUGAAAGCAUGUUGUGGAAGGCUAUGAUUCCCGGUUAAAGAGUACGAACUAGAAAAGCGCAGAGACAGCGCCAUUUUCUCUCAUUGACUUUCAAAAAACACAUUGCUGUACUGGUGCACGUUUCUUGAAGUAAGCAGAAGCUGCCUUCUGGUACCCAGGAAGUGAGCAAAUUGUCCUGAUCUCUGCACCAUGAGUGACACUAGCGACGUCCUAUCCAAGCUAAUUCGGAACUGAGCUGGGCGCUUGAGAAGCCGAGCAAAUCACGGUACAGCAGAACCUUCUUCCAUCCAAAUGGAACCCAGCAACAUUUAAGUUACUGCAAACAAAUCUAGGAUUAUUUCUUGAAAAUUCAUUGUCACGUUUUUGAGUUAUGCACUUCACAUAACAUAAAAUGGUGACAGCAAAACAUUGAUUGUAAAAGAAGUCAUUAAUAUCCUUCAUAAAAGAUACAAAAACCACAAUCGAAGAGUGUGGUUCACCCACAAGGUUCAACGUUCCAUUUCCCGACGUCAAUAUAUCACACAUUGGGAGGGCGGUUGUGUCUGAACGCAGUCUGCUGCAGUCAAAAUGGUACCAUUCACCGAAUUCUGAAUGUCACACUCUGUGGGUCCUGACUGGUCAUAAUCUUCUGGCUAGUUUGACGUCAUUACAUGAAAAGACAUGAACGUCAUACCAUUUAUGUUUUCUUAGUGAUUUUUGUCACCAAAACACACAUUGUUUAACAAGUUAAAACAAAAUAAAAUGAGUCAUCAUGAAUGAGUCAAACACUAUUCUUGAGCGUAGCCUCUAGCUUCACGAUGCCACUCCGCUAAAUUCACCGAAUGGUGCAGUAUACGGCAGGACAUUCGAUCCAAAUAUACACCAUGUAAACCAACUGUUUUCAAAGGCGGCGACCGACCUGUAAACCAAACCUUUCGAACGUAACCUGCCACAGUAGAGGUGCUAUAGAAACGGCCUUGUGGAGUUUGUUUGCUGUUUACACUGUCUUGGGGGGUUUAUUCUUCGACAACUAACACUGGUCGGAUGAUGAUCAUCAUUUUGAAGAAUGUACAUACAAGUAUGCAUGACGUGGCGUCUGUUCCAUGUGCCUUUUAUUGUACUGUAAUACGUGAGAUUUCUCUCCACUGACUGGCUUUCAUCGCCCCUGAAGACACUCGGGGUUGUAACGCAGAAGACCAACAGCUGUUUCUACCUCCCUCUCCGACUGAGUGAGCUGUUGUUUCCAUCCCAAAACUGUUCAUUGCCGGCAUGAGUGGUAAAUACCGCAGGUAUUGAGGCGAAGCGAGACACAAACUGAAUUAAGAAUGUGAUCGUGCUGUAUUUUUCCCAAAGAUUGAACUCUGAUGUUUCACUUUUUAAACCAUUCUUUUUUAUUGUGACGUACUGUACGGACACUUGUGAAAUCAUGUUUCGCUCCAGAGAAUGAGUUGGGGCACGAGAGAAGGUGGUGCCUUAUGUGUGUCAUAAGACCAAACUCCUGUCGACUGUCAUUUACAAUAAACACGUAUACACAACAACAGUGGUGCUGACUGCAAGACUGUUGCGUGUGUUAUGAUUCAUUCUUUCCUUAAAGUACUCCACCAUAUUUUUAAAAUGGUUCCACACAAACUUCUAAUUCAGAAAAAAGUUUUAAACAUAUUUAUUUAUUCAUUCAUUUAGCUUUUAAAAAGGCAGUGAAAGUUGCCAUCCUUUACGUUUCUGGAGCAACGCACACGAGGAAACAAGGACCUUGUAAAAAACUAGUGUCAGUUUUUAGCCUAGAAAAAGAAUGUGGAGUGUCUGCUGCAGGUGGCUGUUCCUCUAUGUGUGUGGCCGCUGCAUGUGGGAGGGGUUGCCGAGUGAGUGACGUCUCUCCAGAAGUGA